CAGCAAAAUAACAAAAAUGUCACAUUCAUUAUCAAGAUAGGUUACAAAAUCAUAAAACAACUUAUUAAAAUGCCUUAAAUUCAUUAAGAUGUUUCAGCAAAUUUAAACAAAUAAACGCCAGAACCACUUUUACACGUAAAUUAGGUGCAAAAGGUUUCAUCAUGGAGGAAAUUCUUUAGCCAGGAAUCAGAAAGACAUCAAUUUUUAUAAAAGGUGCAGAGCGUUAGUGCUUUAAGCUGCGCUACUGCUAUUUGGAGCUAUUUUAAUGGUCUGUCUGUAUACCCUGGUCGGUUUUGCAGCAUUCUGUAGCUCAUUUUAUAAUGGUUAAUUGAGCUAAGUUGAUAAUGAACGAAGAAUACGAUUAACACUAUUUCAAACGACUUCAGAGAAAAAGUCAAGUAAUUGCCUUCCUACAAUUUGAGAUUACUUUUAAUUAAAAUUAAAAUGUCAUUUGUAACCAUGUCUCGGUUCGUUAUGCGGAUUGCCGACUAUCUGACCUCGUCGGAUGAUAAGAAAAUGCCCAUAAAAAUCAGUCGUGUGUUACAUUUCAAUGAUAUCAAAAAAGAAUAAACUGCAAGUCAUUAAUUAAAAUAGUAUAUAAAGAUUUCUGAACAAAUGAGACAGACAUGGACAAGUAAUAAUGGCACACAGAUCAUUAAAUACAAUAUGUUGUUGAUAAUCUGGAUAACAAAACUGAACCCUAUAACACUGCUCUAAAUAGUUUAUAGAACACAUUGACUAAAUAAAAAGGAUUGAAACAAAUGGAUACCCAUGUAACAUAACAGGUGGCACUAUCUCUACUAUAUCCGGCGUAAUAAAAAUUCAAAGAAGUUGAGGAAUUAAUUGGAAACCUCCUGUUGUCUAUAUAGACAACAGGUCUUCCAAGAUGAACCACACGCACCCGGCCGCAUCGGCCGACCCUAAGGCAAUGUGCCAUGGAAUGCAUUCUGCACAAGCAGAGAGGAAAGGAGAUUCAAAUGAAUGUGUAAUCAACAAUUACGAUUUUGAAGAAAUGUCUAUUGACCCAGGAACCUACGGAGGGUAUGGGGGAUCUGAAUGGCCCCAUUGUGAUCAUGAUACACAGCACCAUACAUCUUGUCCACACUAUACGAAUAUGAAUAGUGGGAUUACUGAAGCAUCAAACUUUAAUAGAAAUAGUACUUGUACUUGUUUUCAAACAUCUAAAAACGUUCCAAACCAAAUUUGCCAAGAAAAAAAACCCAAGCCUCCUUGCCAACAAACACUGUUACAACAGGCUAUGGAAUACCUAUAUUCACUUGUUUUUAGCCAUAGAAGCCAGUGUGACCGUUGUAACCCAAAACCGAUAUGUCCACGUUGCCAAGCGCUACAUUCAAAUGGUCAACAGCCUUGUCCAGCUGGCAAGCCUCAAAAGGCUCAAAAGUCAUGGCUAGGUUCCAAAUUUAAAAAGUCACAGCCAUGUCCCAGUGAUACACCACCAUGUCCCGAUCCUACACCGCCAUGUCCCGAUGAUACAUCGUCUAGUGAUGAUACACCGACAUGUCCUAAUCCGAAGUGUCCCAACGCUCCACCGACAUGUCCCAAUGGUAAACCGAAAUGUCCCAACGUUACACCGACAUGUCCCAAUCCGAAAUGUCCCAACGCUUCAUCGACAUGUCCCAAUCCGAAAUGUCCCAACGCUCCACCGACAUGUCCUAAUGCUACUCCGAAAUGUCCCAACGCUCCACCGACAUGUCCCAAUCCGAAAUGUCCCAAUGCUACACCGACAUGUCCCAAUGAGACUCCAAAACGUGUCAGCGCUCCACCGAAAUGUCCCAAACCUCCACCAUGUUCAAGUACCAAACCGCCAUGUCAGAAUUGCCCAGCUGCAAAAUCAGACGAUGAUGAUCUGGAUUCUAAAGAUUCCUAUUGUUGUAAAGAGUCUCUAUUCGAAAUGGCAAAAUCAUACCUUCAAAAAAUUAUGAAUUCCCACCAGAACGCAUGUCCACAUUGCAAGCAACAACAACAACAACUAGCAUGUUGUUAUGCUAAGGAAUUGCUCACAUAUUUGCGAGAAAUUAUUGAACAAGCUUGGAUUUAUACUAAAAAGUAUUACGAACAGGUUUGUCAACAAGAGCUUGAGCCCGCUCCAACCAAUACAUCGUGCUCUUGUAAUGGGCAAAAUGGAAGCGCAAAGGCAAAGAAACCACCAUGCCCACCACCACCGUGCCCGCCACCAGUACGUUGUCCUGUAUGCUUUCCAGAACCCGAAGAGGAUGAUGACGAGGCAGACCGAGGCUUCACUCCUUGUUGUUUACAUAAUUCUAAAGGUGUACAGCCUCAUCAUAAAUCUGAAUCUCAUAACAAGUCGUGUUGCUUAUCUCGGAAGUUUCAGUCACUUUCAGAACCAUAUGACGCUGAUAUAGAACCUGAGUUAAGCGUAUGUUCUUUAGACAAAGAUUCUUCUCAGAAUCUGCAUGAUCGCAAUGUUAUGGGAUUGCUUUCAUCAAACCAUCGCAGACCUUGUAAAACUUGCUGUAAGCAUUGUACAGACGAAAUAGAAGAUAAAGAUGAAUGUCAAAAAGAAAAUAAAAAUGAAAAUAAAUGCGAAAAGAAAUGCGUAAAUGGAAAUGGUAGUAAAAAUGGAAAUGGAUGUGGAAACGAAAAUGAAAAUGAUAGUAAAAAUGGAAGUGAAUGUGAAAACGAAAAUGGAAACGGAAACACAAAACGUAAAUUAGGUUUGAGUUUGAGUAUGGAACCUAAUGACCAUAGAUUCUGCCAAAACCCUAAUGAGUGUAAGCAUUCAAAGGAAUCUCUUAAUAUUGAGGAAGAGUCAGAAAAAGAUGGUUGCGAUGAGGAGAAGCCACCUGAGUGUCCUACUAAUGAACAAGCAGAGCAGGCUGAUAUGCCAUGUACUGGAGGUUGUGAAAAGUGUAAUACACCAAAAGCGAUUCCAACGAAAUGCGAACGCCGCAUGCCUGACGAUGAAUAUAAAAAAUUUUUGGACGACCAGUUGCGAAAGAUAGAAAAGCGUCUGGCCGACAAAGGAACAUUGUGUCGGUCCAAUUGCAAUUGCAUGACUUGUGUCGUGGAUAAUAAUUGUAAGUCAGGUGCAAAUAGAACAGAUGAAAAAGAUGAAGAAAAAUAUUAUUAUUUUUGAUCGAGAAAUACAAUUGCUCCUACAGGAAUUCGAUAGAUUAUUAAAGGAAGAAAAAAUUAAACAAAAACGCUUUAUUUU
Spodoptera frugiperda (fall armyworm) is the source of this 3196-nucleotide messenger RNA. RefSeq lists its product as uncharacterized. The transcript is spliced from 5 exons. The record is from RefSeq and is a predicted model, not a curated record. NCBI's taxonomy places the organism in Eukaryota, Metazoa, Arthropoda, Insecta, Lepidoptera, Noctuidae. Bases 887 to 3118 code for a protein of 743 amino acids.